AUGCUAAAGGCGACCUCAGUGCUCGGGCUUGGCCUUAUUUCGAUUGUCCUGGUCGGCUUUCUCGGGGUCUAUCAUACUGCUCAUCCGGCAAAAUCACCGAAAGCUUAUACUGCCGCAGAUUAUCACGAAAGCAUCACAGAGCUGUUAAUUUCAAAUGUGAGGGGCAGUGAAAUUGCCAAAAAUCUCCGGGAGCUGACUACGCUACCGCAUCCAGCUGGAACGAAAGCGAACAGUAAAGUUGCCGAUAAAAUUCACGAACUCUGGAAAGCUAACGGUUUAGAAAAUGUGCACUUUGUGAAAUACGAUGUCCUCCUAUCUUACCCGGAUUACGAUAACCCAAAUCAUUUAUAUAUUCUGGACAAAGACGGGCAAAUACAGUACAUGACCAAAGGUAUUAGUCCCCCACUAAUUCCCGAGGAGCAAAGUGCCCAAGCCGUAGCGGUACAUUUGCAGGAGCAGGAGUACAAUGGUUAG
Molecule: messenger RNA, 474 nt
Organism: Gongylonema pulchrum
Lineage: Eukaryota; Metazoa; Nematoda; Chromadorea; Rhabditida; Gongylonematidae
Source: the annotation of a GenBank genome assembly